AUGAUUGCAGUGUACACCAACGUCAUGGUGCCGGCCAUAGACUUGUUCGAGACCUAUGUUGCACCUUUGGCGCAACGAACGCAGAUGUUGGCUGCGUUCAGGCUAGUGUCGCGAGCUGAAUUGGCUGCGAGUGAUGUGUGUCCAAUUUGUCUAGAUGCGUUGACAUCUCUGGCGAGGGUCACUCCCUGCAAUCACGUGUUCCAUGGGAACUGCUUGUUUCGUUGCCUGACGGUGACCAACUUGUGUCCUAUGUGCAAAAGGCCGAAAAAUUGUGAAUCAACCCUGGGUGAUAAGAAGUACGCGCUUGCUUCUCAUUACGAAAAUGUACCUGUGGCUCAAUUCAUUUGUUCUCCUCGCAACUCUGGUAAGUUCGGACGUUUAUAUUUUAUCCUUCGAAACUGGCGAGUAGGAGUUGUACUCGGGGGUGACAUGAUGAGGAAAAGCAUUGUAUUCAUCGAAGAGACACCAGAUGUUUUUUACUGCCCACAAGACAAGCCAACGACCAUUGACACCAUGUUUGUGAAGGCACGACCAUUGGACAAAUUGUGCGAAUUUCAUGGGAAGAGACUUCCGCGGAAAUACAGGAGUGAUUGCUAUAACGAUGUGGAUGAAUCAGAAUUUGCUUGCUUGGAGAAGGAACGAAUCACUAAACGUAUGACUUCUUUUAACGAAACCGGGGAGCUCACCAAUGCCGUCAGACGAUAAGGAUGGUUGUUGGACUGAAGAAGCUGAAUCUGUCCGCACGAAAUUUUCAGCGCGUGUAACUUGUGAUGAAAUUGACUCCGGCAGCUAAUAUUUCGACGGGAUGAACGGAGUUGGAGGGAAUAUGUCGAACCGGGAAUGAGAGGCUUGUAGAAAGUUUAUGCAUGGAUGUUGGAUGGCAGAAAUGAUGACAUUUUAAGUUUGAAUGAUUCAUAUGCGGUCCAUGUGCAACUCAGUGGAGCUUUGGUAAAUUGUUUUGCUCAUGUUUCCAUCUGUGGAUUGCGAUGCGUCCUUGCGAAAAGUCUCAAACCCACUCACUACAAAGGUUGUGAACAAUUGUCGGUGGAAAACGAACAUUCCAGCUUUCGUUAGAUUUACGUGUUGCUCAGAUUUCGGUGAGCAAAUUUGUAAGAAAUGGAAAAUAUAAGAAUAUUUUUUGUAAUCCUUA
Notodromas monacha is the source of this 1150-nucleotide messenger RNA. NCBI's taxonomy places the organism in Eukaryota, Metazoa, Arthropoda, Ostracoda, Podocopida, Cyprididae. The record is from the annotation of a GenBank genome assembly.